Ceraceosorus bombacis is the source of this 1962-nucleotide messenger RNA. NCBI's taxonomy places the organism in Eukaryota, Fungi, Basidiomycota, Exobasidiomycetes, Ceraceosorales, Ceraceosoraceae. The record is from the annotation of a GenBank genome assembly.
AUGGCGUGGAUGGAUCAGAGACCCUUGCCGCGGUAUGGCUAUUGGGGGCCCAUCACCAGCUCGCUGCUGUGGUGCGAGGAAAAGGUGAGGAAAGGAGAUUUGCAGGGAGCGAGCGCAGAGCUAUCGUCAUCAUCGCCCUGCUGAUGGACCAUCCAUCCGGAACCGUCUUUGCGCGCGCAGUACGUGUGGUCAAGGUAUAUUGCUGAGCCGGUCAACACGUAAGUGAAAAGUCGUGCUGUGCUGAUGCGAGCCUCAAACAGUGAUUCGUAUUGCAGCUCCUAACGUGAGAUCGAUCGAUCGCUCUGCGCCUCGCGUCGCCUCGCAUCGCAUCGCGUCAGCUUUUCCAACCUCUUCUUCAUCGCGCUCUCGCUGUACGGAGCGCGCAAUGGCUACCAGGCGCGACUGCCGCGGCGCUUCAUCUUGGUCAACCUGGGCAUAACGGGCAUCGGUGUGGGAUCCUUCUUCUUUCACAUGACGCUGCAAAAGUGGGCUCAGCUGCUGGACGAGCUGCCAAUGAUCUACACCUCUGCACUCUUCACCUACGCAGUGUGCGAAACGAGCGCCAAGGGACGCAAAGCUCGCUUUCAGUACAGCUUGCCCGCUACGCUCAUUCUGGCCGUCAUUGCCAUCACCGUCGGAUAUGUGAGUUGGCGCAUCUGCUCUGCAGACAUGCUUUUUUUGCCCUUUGCUUGCCUUGCAGGCUCGUCAAGCGGGCUCACCCCUGGCGUUGCCCGCUGCGCACAGCUCUACUCUGGCAACCCCAUCUUUCACCAAGCAGCGUAUGCGGCCAUACAGCUGACGAGCACCGUCAGGAUCGUCACUCUGCUGCGCUCCAGCUCCUCUUCCAUCAACAAGACGCUCGCAGGCAGAAAGCUCAAGCAGGACAUCAACAAGAUCUUCAUCAGAGGCGCAGUCACAUUUCUCACGGUGAGCGGCGGCGACACCUGGCUGGCCCCCCCGCUUGAAAGGGGGGAAGAAGGGGAGCUUCUCGCACACUGACACGCGGACACACACCGCCUCUUUUUCCCGCGCUACAUUAGGCGUUUGGCAUUUGGCAGAUUGACAACAUCUUUUGCAGUUGGCUUAGGUCGACCAGGAGGUUGGUGGGCCAGCCCAUCGCGCUGCUGUUGGAGGGUCACGCUUGGUGGCAUAUCGGCACGGGCUGGGGAGCGUACGCGAUUGGCGUCGCAGGUGCUCUUUUGGUGAGUCGCUGUGGAUGCAGCUUGCGCCGCCGCCGUCGAGGGCGCGGGAAGGCGGGGAAAGAGACGGGUGGAUCUCAUUCCAUGCGCCCCUUGCACCACACUUCAGAUCUCGUCGCUCAAAGAGACGCCCAGCAACUUUGCGCUGGGUGGCACGUGGUACUUGCCGCGCGUAGAGAGAUUAAAGACCUCCAAACGACGUCCUCGCCGCUCCUCCACCACCGGACAGUCCACUGCUGGCGAGACGGAAGUCGAAGGAGAGGAGGAGGAGGAGGAGGAGGAUGUGGAUGUGGCCAAGAGUCCGCGCAGAUCGCCACUAAAGAUCACAUCGAAGAAAGACGCGUCAAAGUCCCGCGGCGCUACACCCAAAAAGGCGGCUAGCAGUGGCGCUUCUACCGGCCUGACCCGCACCCCAUCCGCUUCUUCGCGCAAGAGGACUGUCAGUCAGUCUCGUAAAAGAAUCGAGGCAGAGCGAGACAGCGAAGAGGAAGGGGAGGAGGAGGAGGAGGAGGACGAGCAAGUAUCGAAAGCCAAACGCUCCGCUUCCCGUUCUCGUCGCGUUCGCUCCGUCUCGACAAAGUCGGAGCUGGCCGAGUCUUCAUCGGUCGCCGCGACGACGCCCAAACGUGGUCGCGGUAGACCCAAAAAGGAGCCGACGAUGCUGGUGCAGCUGGACGACGAUGGAGACGUCGUUAAACAGCCGACGGAUAUUCAAGCUUCGGGCAGACGCCGCAAGCAGACGCAGAGGGCCAUGGCGAAUUAG